This is a messenger RNA of Pieris macdunnoughi, 3984 nucleotides long. NCBI's taxonomy places the organism in Eukaryota, Metazoa, Arthropoda, Insecta, Lepidoptera, Pieridae. The record is from the annotation of a GenBank genome assembly.
AUGGAUACGAAUAAAAUAUAUUCCGUGAUAAAAGAAAUUGGACACAUCAAUAAUAAAAAAAAUGAAUUACGAAAUUAUUGUAAAAUAAAAUUUAAUGAGAUUAUUAGUGGCUUAAAUUACCGUAUAUUAAAAAGUGAUGGGGCCGACAUUAUUGAUUGUAUUUUCGAUGGAUUAACAGAUAGUCCGGAAGCUUAUAAAAAUAAAAUUAAGGUAAUUGACGUAGUAUUAAAAACAAUGAGGAAAGAGUCUACAUCAUUGACACAUUGUGGUGACGUUAUCAGCAGACUGUGUCUGGAACUUCCCAGGAUGCCAGUUGAAGACUUGUUACGCUGGAAUAAUGAGAGUGUUCAAUCCAUUGUUGAUGAUAAUGAUGUUAAUAUGAUUUGGCGAGAUGUGCUUCCUGAAUGCCUAAACAUAGUAUCAUCACAGAGUUGUAUAAAGCAGCAUGGAACUGAUAUGUCAGGCAUGGAGUAUAAGGCCCAGUGCAUACAUAUUUUAUGCAUGUGUCAGUGGAAGGAACGCCAACUGGUAUCCCUCACAGCAAUGUUUAAGGAUAUUCAUCUAUCUCAGAAUGACCACAAGCAAGUGGUUAACAAGAUAUGUACAUAUAUAACAGAUACUCCACCAGAAGCAUUGCCUCCUCUAGUCCAUCAACUACUUAAAUUAUGUAAAGUGUUUAACAUGGAUGUGGUCUUAGCACACCUGAGUCAGUAUUUUAACCUGCAUUUGUAUAGCAAGUUGGAGCCUCCCCCACAAGAUUCAGAAUCUACUACUGUUGAUAUGGAUGAUAUAGUACGACACAGCCAUGCGGAACUCAGUCGUUGUCUCUCAACUAGCUUGUAUCACAUAACACAGGGUGCGGCUGAACCAGAAUUGAUAAGGAAACACAUAAAGCAAUGGCCAAAAUCCCAGUUGCUGCGAGCACCAUUUCUUUUAGACCUUGCCCUUGCUGUGUCAGAUAAGGGAACUGAGUUCAGAUCUGUUUGUUUGGAGGUUAUAAAGUCAGCUAUAGAACAGCGUACUUUAGAUGAUCAGAGAAGUAAAGAGUCUGCCUGGGUUAGAUCGGUACUCCCACCCGACGUAGAUGUUGCUAAUGUGCUCAAAGUUCUAACCACAGAAAGUGCAAAUCACCGAGAGCUGACAGUACGUGGUCUUAUCAACUUAGCGUUUACUCUACUAUCAGUAUCUCGUGUUAAGGCGGUAUCACACGCUUGUUGGUCUCAUGGGAAGCUGAUACUGGUUAGGUUAUGCAAGUCUCAGCCUAACACAGCUCAGCACAUAUUGGCCCAGUUGGCUGACAGGCUUUCUGGGGACUCCAGCCAAAGGCAGUAUUCAGAUUGUCUAUAUGUCUUAUGCAAAUUGACGCCAGUAUCCGUUGAGUCUUGUACACAAUUGAGUACAAUACUCGAGAACUGCCAACCCGGGAGUGACUACACACAUGCGGCGGCCGUGUACGCAGCCGUACAUCCCUUGAUAACGUUCAGUACGCGAACGAGGGAUACGUUAGUUAUGGUCUGCAGAAAGGGGCUGUACUCUCGGGACUCCCAAUACCGAUGCCUGUCACUUUUGGGAUUCCUAACAGUGUUGAAGCAUAUGAAGCUGUCUUCAUACUCGCUGAGUAGCAGUCAGAGUGGGUGUAGUGAACAGUUCAGUGCGCAUUCCUACCUCACUCAGCUGACUGUUGAUCUACAUGCUACGCAGCAGGGUUCUAGGGUUACAUCACGAGUACGCAAUGAAGCAAUCUGUUUGGAGGUGGUCUCCAUACUACGGAGAUGUUUGGUUCAAGACGCGUUAGUUAAGCAAUUACUUUAUACGGAAAUGUACGAAUGCGCGAAAGAAAAACCUGCCUUACACGAGUCCAUACUAGAGUUAUUCUAUGAACAUGUUUGUAAAUUUUUGUCUGAAGAUGGCGAGAACAUUCCGAUAUUGUGGGAUAAAUGUGUGCAAACUGGACCAGUUACAGCAAAUUUGAUUGAACCUAUAGGCCGUCUCCUAUACGCGAUCGCCCAAUUCCUACAGCCUACGGAAGAUGAAUCAGACGACAUUUUAGGAAGUCCAGGCGAUAGUAGCGUCAUAUAUUUACGAACUAAACUGGUUGAAGUUAUGAACAGAAUGGACUGUGAAACUUUGUUAAACGUGGAUUUGGAUGACAUUGGAGUGUCAGACUUGGCACCGGAAUCAAAGGCUAAAAAAUUAAAAGUUCAACAAGCAUUGCAGUGCUACGAGACAAUAAUAGCUCAUAAAAUAAUGCAAUGGACACCGCACACAAGUCACGCUAACUCUGUUUAUAAUUUGUACAAAAUGUAUACGCAAUUACUGGAUAAUACAAAGGCGACACCAAAAGGCAAAAAGAGUAAAUUGAAUGACACAAAGGAAACUGUCAAAUCCCAAAGUCAAAAGUCACAGAAGAGCAAAGCGCCCAUAAAGUUAGCAAAUUUGGUGAAAGAUAGGGCUGGACCCUUUAAGCCAUUGCCGUGUUUGUGGGAUCUCGGGUUAUGCUAUAGAGUUUUGGAUUUGCUUUACAGCGAUGAAGUAACAUGGUCGUCUUUAGAGCAACGCAACCUAGUCCGGAGUAAAAGGGACUUCCAUCACUUUACUCUACGUUGUAUACAGACUGUAUUAAAUGAGAAACUCGCGAAACACCUGGUGGCGACACAUGUGUUUCACAUCGCUGCUUUGCUUUAUAAACGGUGUUUGUGUAGAUUUCAAGAACUUUCUGAAUUUGACGAUAGUACGGCGCUGGGCUGCUUAGAAGUGUUCAAGACUUGUGUUAACCUUCUUCUGUCUAAACAAUAUUCGUUUAAAAUUGAGAGCGUCUUUUCAGGAAUCACGGGUGAAGCAGAGGAAACGGCAUCUAUAAAUAUGUCAAACAUAUUACGACACAUACACACGGCGUUAGUGCAACUUGAGGCUGAAGGGGCAAUGGAGGAACGAGAUGUACUACUAAAGAAGCACACUGCAAUGCUUAUUCAAAUCGCUAAUCUACUAUUGGAAACUCCAGUAGUCGCAUGUGCAGCUCUUCAUAUGAUGACAUCAAAGCUAGAGGACUACGUACACACAUGCAAACAAGAUUGUAUACAGUUAAUUGGGCCGUUACUAACCGCUUCACAUAGGGAACAUAGGGAAGCGCCUUUAUUGGACCAACUGCUUACAAAACUUACGCGGGUACUCGGAAAAAUUGACGAGGAAGAAUCAUCAUCCAAUGAGGAUUCGGAUGAUUUUCCUUCAAUAGAUUCACGUACGGGGCACACAGUGCUCAAUACAAUUUGUAUACAUUUGAACAGUCGGUUCAAAUGUACGGAGCAUUUGCUGAAUAGGAGUCGGGAUCUCGCUGUAGCUUUGAAUAAUGCAACUCAUUCGCACGAACAAAGGAUAAGUAAAGAACUUUUAGAACUAUAUAAAUCAAUAGUAAUCCAAUUAUGCGGCGUGGGAGGGUGGAUAGCACGUAUCUGUUCUUUACGUUGCUGCGUGGGAGUCGGUAGCGAACGCGUACUCAGUGCGUGUACGCGUUUAUAUACUUUGCUCGCGACUCUACUAAAACGGCUGACUACGUAUAUUGAUAUGGUGCCUAUGUUGAGGUUAGAACGCCUCCUAAAGAUUUGCGGUAAGAAGCUCUCAUCAGUAACAGACGGUCUUAUCACCUAUUUGGAGGCAUCGCAGGAACACCAGAAGGCAAGCAAAGUCCUACGCGAUACUAAACUAAUACCUCGACUUGUGUUGGAAGCCGAACAGUUCAGCAAACAUGCUAUAUUGUUGGGAAAUAAAGUUAAGCUGAAUUUCCAACAAUAUCUUUCCCUGGGAACGGCAAGAGAUUUCAGAAUCAAGGCUCCCGUGCUAAUGGAAGCGCUCAACGCUGAAAAUGAAGAAAAUAACGAUCCUGGUGAAGACAUAAAUGAUGCCGCUACGGAAAUUUUAUCACCGGUUGGCAGUGACAGUGGACAAAGUGAUGAUGAAGAUAUAAGGAAACGGAGGAGAAUUUCAUGA